AUGAAGAGCUUUUUCUCAAAAGUGUCUAUUCUAGCCAUUCUCCUCGUAACAAUUUUCUUGGUUAGUGAAGCUCAGCAAUGUCGUCCAAGUGGCAGAAUUAGGGGCAAGAAGCCUCCUCCUGGACAAUGUAACAAGGAGGAUGACUCUGAUUGUUGCAAAGCCGGAAAAAUGUACCCAAAAUACACUUGCUCACCACCAAUAUCUGGCAACACCAAGGCCUACCUUACUCUCAACAGCUUUGAGGCAGGUGGUGAUGGCGGUGGUCCAUCUGAAUGUGAUGGCAAGUAUUACAACGACAAUACUCCAGUUGUUGCAUUAUCCACUGGAUGGUAUAAUGGUGGAUCAAGAUGCCUUAACAACAUCAGAAUUAACGGAAAUGGGCGCAGCGUGGUGGCCAUGGUGGUGGAUGAGUGUGAUUCUACAGAAGGCUGUGAUGCAGACCAUGAUUACCAGCCUCCUUGUCCCAACAACAUUGUGGAUGCCUCCAAGGUUGUCUGGAAAGCCUUGGGUGUGUCUAAAGACAAUUGGGGUGGCUUAGAUAUUACAUGGUCUGACGCUUGA
This is a messenger RNA of Argentina anserina (silverweed cinquefoil), 561 nucleotides long. RefSeq names its product putative ripening-related protein 1. Bases 1 to 561 code for a protein of 186 amino acids. Lineage: Eukaryota; Viridiplantae; Streptophyta; Magnoliopsida; Rosales; Rosaceae. The record is from RefSeq and is a predicted model, not a curated record. The transcript is spliced from 2 exons.